Podospora pseudopauciseta is the source of this 3626-nucleotide messenger RNA. RefSeq lists its product as uncharacterized. The transcript has 5 exons. Gene Ontology annotation, molecular function: oxidoreductase activity. Gene Ontology annotation, cellular component: cytoplasm. The record is from RefSeq and is a predicted model, not a curated record. Bases 236 to 2593 code for a protein of 785 amino acids. NCBI's taxonomy places the organism in Eukaryota, Fungi, Ascomycota, Sordariomycetes, Sordariales, Podosporaceae.
CCAAAAAGAAAACAAAAAUUGUUGAUUGGAAGCCGCAGAACAAGCCAGCCACAAAGGGGAACUUGGUCGCGCUUGGUGGGACACCUGUACACACACACCACCACCACCACAGCUCGCAGAACACUGCUGGCUCUCUUGUCCCGUUCUGCUGGUCGAUCACUGCCCGCCAGACACAGCUGCUGGUCUCGCAGCUUCGAAACUUGACCUACCCACUAUCCCGAAUCGGGCCUCCACCAUGGCACCCAUGACACCCCGACUCAAGAUCCUAUCAGUCGGUGGGAAUCCGGUUUCUGCCUUCUUAUCAUGGAGGCUCCAAGCGACUAAUGCCUGCGACGUCACCCUCGUGUGGAAAACGGGCUACGAGCAUGUGUCGCAAUACGGCAUCUCGUUCAAAUCUCUCGUUUUUGGGAACGAGCGGUUUAAGCCCCGUCAUGUCGUCCGGACGCCAGAGGAGGCUGCUACACGCAGGGAGGGAGCUUUCGACUACGUCAUUCUCUGUAUUAAAGCUCUCCCCGAUGUCUACGACCUCGCUUCGGUGAUCGAUUCAGUUGUGACGCCUCAACAUACCUGCAUCCUCGUGAACACAACCCACGCACUCGGACUUGAAUCGGCUAUAGAGGAACGGUUCCCGACAAACGUAGUGCUCUCACUCGUUUGCGGCGCUGACUUGGCCCAACUUGGCGGAAGCGAAUUCGAGCACAAGGGGUCGGCCGAACUAUGGGUUGGUCCUGCCAACAAGAACCCCAACAUUCCGCCCACGAUCCAAGAGGAUAUGGCACAGGCUCUGGCCAUGACUUUGAGCACCGGCCAGGUCGAUUGCAAGGUGUCGCCUAAUAUUCGACAGCAGCAAUACGAACGAGUUAUUGGCCCGAUUGCAUUUCACCCACUGACGGUCUUGUUCGAAACGCCCAACUAUGCCGCGUUACUCGACAAGGUUGGGGUGGCCAAGCUGGUGUCCGACAUUAUCGACGAGAUGUUGGCGCUCGCGGACGCGCAGGGCUGUAAGUUCCCUCCUGAAUUCAAGCAGAGCACGAUCGACGAAUUUGCCAGAAAUGGGGCCGAAAACAUCAUGUGGCAAGACUACAUUGCACGACGUCCCAUGGAAAUCGAGACGUAUCUUGGAUCGCCCAUGAGGCUGUCGCAAGAAACUGGAGUCGCAGUUCCCCGGAUUGAAACGCUUUACGCCAUCCUCCACAAUCUCAACUUGGUCAAUCGCAACCGGCCGAAAGGUGACGCCACAAUGGCGCCAGCGCAGCCAGGCUCACCGUCUGCUACGCCUUCCCCACUGCCCCGGAUGUCUCAAGGUCCACCCCGACCGAUGCCGAACGGUAUGCCCAACGGGAACGGUAUGCCUCCUGGCCGGCCACGUCCAAGAAUUCCUUCGCAAAUGGGCCCUCCCGGACCUGGAAUGCGCCGGCCACCACCGCCCAUGAACGGAGGUCCACCAAACGGUUACGGACGUCCGCCUAAUGGAAUGCCGCCAAAUGGAAUGGGGCCAAACUCACGUGUGCCCUCGAGGCGAGGUUCGAUGGAAGGAACGGAUCUGGAAGAGUUCAGCCACUUGGUGGUCUAUGAUGAUAUCCCCGAGGGGAGCGAAAAUGGCUAUUCUGGUACUUCACCACAAGACCUUGCCAUCAGGGAAAGAGAGCUUCAGCUUCGGCAACGGGAACUUGCGUUAAGGGAGCAGGAGAUGAGACUUAGGCGCGCUGCCGCUGGUAUCGGACCUGGACCUGGACCCGGACCUGGCCCCGGCCCCCGAAGAGGGCCGCCACCACCACAAAGGCCCCCUCCGGGUGGCAUGUACGAUGACGACGACGAGGACGGAGAAGACUACUUCGACCCCACGCCGAUGGCCCCCAUGAUCGAUCCUGAUAACUUCGACAUGAUGAGCGUCACGUCAAAGAAGAAUAGGAAAGCGCCUAGCAAUGCCGCCCAGUUCCGCCAAAACCCAGAGGCAGACUCAAUACCGUCAACCCGCAGCAGGUUCCGGCCUAGCUUUGGACGCAACCGUUCAAGUCAAGUCAUGACACCCGCCAUUUCGAACUUGCACGAAAACAUCUUAGACGAUCCUCUGCUGGGCUUUACGUCUAACCGCUACGGUAACGUGGAUCGAGGGGCCAUGCACGCAGGUUCGAGGGCCAAUUCUCUGACGGCUGCUCGUCUCGAUGAAUUGCAGUACAAUCAGGGAGGGCCCCCACCUAUGGGCAUGAAUGGCAGCGUACGGCGUGCCAGCCAGUCUCCAGGAAACCCCUACACCCCAUCUGUGCGUGCCGGGACCAACAAGGGACGACCAUCACCACCAAAUGGCUAUGCUGGACCGCCAAUCAACGGAAGACCAUCACCUCCGGAUGGUGUGCGACAACCCAUGCCCCGAUACCCACCCGGUCACGGAAACAUGGUUGCGCCACAACAGGUGGAACAGCACGCUGGGGUGAGCGCCCUCCAACCGCCAAAGACUAAAACUGUGCGAAGUCUGACCGGUAGUGCGAGUGCUAGCGCGGGCAGUGGUGAUUCCACCCACCUUGAUUCAGAGCCAUCAGCUGCCAGCAGUCAGAGCAGCCUAGGCCCCCGUCCUCCGAUUGGAGUGCGUUAAGAGGCUGGUGUUGGAUAUGAGGGAGCACCCAUCCAAUGGGGCACAUAAGCUCCUCACCUUUGCGUCACCUCCCACGAACCCACGAGCCGAGCUGAGGCAAGAAGAUCGGAGGGAAGAAGACAGUUUUGGUCUAGAGCGGGAGGAAGAAGUUGAACAUCUACACACGACACACAAAGUCACAACAUUGCAACAACAACAUAUUAAGCGAGCGAAAGGAACGGGGAGGGGAGCAAAGCUUCGAGAUGGAAUUCGUUCUCACGGGUUAGGAAAUGAUACGAACAUUACAGGUUUUAUACACACAUAUUUUUUCUAUGGUCUAGAGAGUUGGGAGUGGCGGGAGAACCCGUGUUGUGUGUGUGUAUGUCGUGUUGUGGGAAGGGCAAGAAGUGGGAAAUAUUUUUGGACUAUUCUUUGACUUUUUCUUUUGACACACAACACUCAGAUUCUCAAUCACACAUGGCGAACGCGCGUACAAAAAUCAAAUUAAUGUUAGUUUUUCUUUGUGUUUUGGUCUUCUUUUUCUUUUGUGUGUUUCUAGUAUCGCAUUUUUUGAUGGGAAGGAAGAGAGUGAAGAGGGGUACAAAAACGAGGAGGAGAGGUGGAGGGGAAAUGAUGAAGAGUGCGGGAGGUUGGGUUGAAAUUGUGUAAGAGAGAAGAAGAGAGAGAGUUGAGUGAAAGAGACAAAGUACAUAUGACAACUUUUUUUCCUUUUGGUCGACGUUGCUUUUUUUUUCUGUCUGUGUGUUUCAACGGUGUGGGUGCUUUAGGGGGAAAGGGAGGACGAUAAUGCAAUGUUUAUUGGUGGUAAAUUCAUUAUGCAGCUACGAGCAUUGUUUUGUUGUGGGCUAUCAGAGGGCGGUAGUUUGUCUUUUGGGGUCUUUGAUUCAAGGAGGGAUGUAAUACCUACCCAGAGAAGGGGCCGGGGGGGAGAGGAGGGAAGUGUGUGGACACACAGAAGUAAAAGGAGGAAGGAAGGGCUUGCCGAAGAAGUUGGAUGGUAAAUACAAAGCAUUACAAUGUUGAUGAUUGAAAC